Messenger RNA from Melampsora larici-populina 98AG31, 777 nucleotides. RefSeq lists its product as uncharacterized. The transcript is spliced from 2 exons. The record is from RefSeq and is a predicted model, not a curated record. NCBI's taxonomy places the organism in Eukaryota, Fungi, Basidiomycota, Pucciniomycetes, Pucciniales, Melampsoraceae. Bases 1 to 777 code for a protein of 258 amino acids.
AUGGAUUGGUGGGGGCCAAUGUUGGGCGUCGCCGAAUUUGCCGGUGAGCGUUUAUGUGGAUUUCUACAAAAAAUCAACACGAACGGCAAAGUUGAACAAAUGGCUCAAACGAUAAUGCGUCGGUUCUGUCACCUUCAGCGAUUGAUGGGCAAGGCUCCUCCAGAAAUGAGCACGAUUGAGAAAAAAAGUCAAAGGAAUGUAGGAGCCGCUUUCGAAGUGGACCCAACGACAUAUGAGUGUCUUCUCAAAUACUACCAAUCUCAGGACAAUCAGUGGACUGACUUCAGGCGUUUGCCUUAUCCGGAAAACGCUCAAGUCUUGGGGCCGUUUGUUCGUGAAGUGAUGACGCUUGAAGGCCGGUAUGGAAUGCGAUACAGCAAAAAAAGCCCGAAUAAUAUUGUGAAGUUAGAGGCAGGUGGGAAAAUUACCUGGGGAAAGGUGCUCCACAUCAUACAGUUGGACGAUCCGGCAGAUGUUGUGGUGAUGGUGCAAGAUCUUUCAGAAGUUGUCAAUGAGACACUUCGGGUUGUAUUCAGGAAGUUGGGUAUCACACGGGUGGUCGAAGAUUCAAAUAUCAAAUUUAUCUCAGCAAGAAGCGUGGUGGCAUCUGUGCCUCAUCGCCCUCUCCCUGCUUGGGCAAUGGGAUUGCAAAGUCCGAGUCUCCUUCUUGUAGGGGUCGAGUCUGCGGUACAGGAGGAAGGGAAUUCAAGAGCGGUCAAUAUGGAUGUGGUCUACGUGGCUAACACGCCAGGUGAUGAUGCGAUGGAGAUCGAUUAA